CCGCACACACACAAACUCUCUCUCUCUCUUUCUCUCUCAUCAAUGGAGUUCUGGGGCGUUGAAGUAAAACCCGGAGAAACAGUCAAGUGUGAGCCAGAGGAGGAGAGAUUAAUACAUAUUUCACAGUCUGCACUUGGAGAAACUAAGGAAAAAGGAGAGAAUGUACCGAUUUAUGUGAAAUUCAAUGAGAAGAAGCUAGUUCUUGGGACUCUUUCUUUGGAGAAAUGUGCCCAGAUUUCUCAUGAUUUAGUGUUCGAGAAAGAAUUUGAAUUGUCCCAUGGCUCUGAAAAUGCUAGCGUCUAUUUAUGUGGAUAUAAGUCUGACAUUCCAUCUGAAGAGUAUCCUAGUGAUGAUGAUAUCUAUGACUUUGAGGAAGAUGUUCCAGUUGAUCUGGAUGGCAAUAGCAAGGUGCUUGGCGGGAAACCCAAGGAAGAGAAUGUGGUGACAAAACCAAAGGGUAAAAUGAGUGGACCAACUAAAGCUGAGCCAAAGCUUGAUGAGGAUGACGAAGAUGAUUCAGAGGAUGAUUCUACGGAUGAUUCCGAGGGUUCUGAUGGUGAUGAGGACAUGAUGGAGGCAGACAGCGAUGAUGACGAGGACAGUGGCAGUGAUGGGGAUGAUGAAAGCUCUGAGGAUGAAGAAGAGGCUACUCCAGAGAAGGCUGCUGCUAAUGGUAAAAAGAGACCAGCUGGAUCAGCACCAAAAACCCCUGCCGAGAAGAAGGCCAAGCUUGUGACCCCAGCUGGGCAGAAAACAGGUGGUGACGGAAAGAAGGGUGCACAUGUUUCAACCCCGCACCCUGCGAAAAAGGAGGGAAAGACACCUGCAAACAGCGAUAAGGGGAAGCAGCAGACUCCUAAAUCUGCCGGUUCUGUUAACUGCAAAUCAUGCAGCAAGUCUUUCCACUCUGAGAAAGCUCUUGAAUCUCAUACAAAAGCUAAACACAGUGAUGGCAAGUGAAGGGAGUGGAAGAGUUGAAUACCCAAUUUUGUUAGUUUCCUAUAUAAGGCGUAUG
This is a messenger RNA of Asparagus officinalis (garden asparagus), 1015 nucleotides long. RefSeq names its product histone deacetylase HDT2-like. The record is from RefSeq and is a predicted model, not a curated record. The transcript has 9 exons. Lineage: Eukaryota; Viridiplantae; Streptophyta; Magnoliopsida; Asparagales; Asparagaceae. Bases 43 to 960 code for a protein of 305 amino acids.